GAAUCCCCACCCAGGCAACCAGGCACCCGGGCAGCCCAGGUCGGGAGGCCCUUUCCUCUGUUCGGCGUAGGCGCUGGGCGGGCCGCAUCGUGAGAUAAGAGUUGGGUCGAAUCACUCAUUUAUGAACCUGGCCCGCCCAUCUCACCAAGCCUUCCCUCCCAUGUCCUGAUCUCUCCCAAGGCCUGUCAGCCAGUCAGUCAUUCACUCUCUCGGUCUGCCUGUUUGCUCACCUUCAGUCGCUCCUUCAUCGCCACUGUUUGCUGCCGCCUUGUAUUUGCACUGCACCACAUCGCUUUUUUGCCGCUUGUGUUGUCUGUCUGUCGCUCAUUCCUUCCCGUAUUUCAACAAACCGUUCAGCAUUCCGUUUCCAGGACGACCCGGCGCAGCGAGUCACUCAAGACAUUGUUGUAACUCGACCUCGACAGCUUUCUUGGCUAUUUUCGACCAUCCCUGCGCCUGUAUAUCUGACACAACGCCUCGAGCGCUUAUAUUUGGAAACCUCGACUCUUUUCCAGCUUGUGUUCAGAGCAUUAUUGUUCAUCACCACACACCAUUUGACGUACAUCCAUCUUUCGGGUCGCCAUAAUGUUUGUCCAACGAACUGUCCUUGGCCUCGUCAGCGCCGCCUCCUUGGCUGCAGCCGUGCCUGCUAUCGACGUCCAGGGUUCCUUUUUCGUCAACCAGGUCACCGGCGCCAGGUACCAGAUCGUCGGUGUCGCCUACCAGCCUGGCGGCUCUGCCGGGUACAACCCCGGGUCUGGCAUCGACCCUCUUAGCAACAAGGAUGAGUGUCUUCGUGAUGCUGCUCUCAUGCAGAUCCUGGGCGUCAACGCCAUUCGUGUGUACAACAUUGACCCCGAUGUGAACCACGAUGAGUGUGUCUCCAUCUUCAAUGCGGCCGGCAUGUAUAUGUUCUUGGACGUCAACUCUCCCCUCCCUGGAGAGAGUAUCAUGUCUGCUGCGCCUUGGGAGUCUUACUACGCCGGCUACCUGAACAGGACUUUUGCCGUCGUCGAGGCCUUCAAGGACUACCCCAACACCGCCGCCUUCUUCAGCGGAAACGAGGUCAUCUUUGACGAGCACAACGGAGCUACCGUCCCUCCCUACAUCCGUGCCGUCACCCGUGACCUCAAGAACUACAUCUCCAAGAACUCCAAGCGUGCUAUCCCCGUCGGUUACAGCGCUGCCGAUGUCAGGUCCAUCCUCUUCGACUCGUGGCAGUACAUGCAGUGUGAGGACGCGGAGGACGAGAUGAGCCGCGUCGACCUCUUCGCGCUCAACAGCUACUCGUGGUGUGGCAACAGCACUUUCACCGAGUCCGGAUACGACCAGCUUGUCGCAGGCUUCGAGGGCAGCUCUGUGCCCAUCUUCUUCUCCGAGUUUGGCUGCAACACUCCUUCUCCCCGUGUCUUCACCGAGGUGCCAGAGAUCUACAGCGAUGAGAUGCAGAACGUCUUCAGCGGUGGCAUCGUCUACGAGUACGCACAGGAGGAGAACAACUACGGUCUGGUCAACAUCAGCUCCGAUGGCUCUGCCCAGAUCAUGUCCGACUACUACGCCCUGAAGGAGCAGUACGCUGGCCUGAACUUCACCAACAUCCAGGGCAUUGCCCCAUCCAAGAAGAGCAGCCCUGCGCCCAAGUGUAGCGCGAAGCUGAUCACCACCGAUGGUUUCACCACCAACUUCACCAUCCCUGCCCUCCCGCCCAACGCCUCGGCCCUCAUCGAGAACGGUAUCAGCCCCAAGCCGGUCGGAAAGAUCGUCGAUAUUGCUGACUACUCGGUUACCGUUACCGUCAAGGACAACAACGGAAACGAGAUCUCUGACCUUGCCGUCGUCCCGCUCGGUGACAACGAGAUCAACUCGCCCGGUGCCAACAAGGCUGCCGCCACCGGCACCGGAGGCUCCUCUUCCACCGGCACCAGCUCGGGCUCGAGCGCUUCCUCGUCCUCCAAGAGCGCAGCCGCCGGCCUCUCCGCUCAGGGCGGAUGGACGGCGUUGACUGUGGUCUCUGCUGUGACCGCCAGCUUCCUGGUUGGGUUCCUGGCUUAGAUGCCCUACUAUGAUUCAUCAAGAAUCUGCGUCGACCACAGGGGGAUACAUAAUAUAGUGACUAGAACUCGUCACGGGGAAGAGGGAAACGCUAGAGCGGGGCUUGAUGAUACGGCAACAAACGACACGCGCCCGACUGAACGAAUGACUUUCUUGACAGUGUUUGUUGAGUAUCGGUGUUAUGAUACCAAUUAUGCUUGUGCAUUUUCGCUUCUCUUCAAAAGAUAGGGUCUAGGAGUAAGAAUCAGGAAUUUGUAAUCAUCAUUGUGGGGUCUUGUGAAAAUCAGUAGCACGUUGUGAGAUAUCGACCGAGGACUUUCCUUGCGGGAAUGAAGGGAUCGUGGGCCCCAGAUGGCUCCGUCACCUGCUUUCAUAGCCAUUGUUUCUCGACGUGACCCCGGAAGUUAACGAAGGAUUGGCCGGUUAGCUUUGGCCUGACAUCCCUAGGAAACGUGAAGAAGCCAUCGCCCUUUCUGCCCGUCAGUAGGUCCAAUAGUUCUAGGUGCUUCGACGGCCCAAUUGUGUCAAUCCCAGCUCCAAAUUCAUACCGAGCUCUGCUGAGUAUCUUGAGUUCUGUGUCAGGGUGGGUGUCUCGGACAGGGUAGCUGUCGAGGUGUGCUUUGAUAGACUAGCUUCUACAAAGGUUAGCAUACUUGAUUAACUAAAUUAGUGUCAACAGAGCGCUGUGAUCGCCAGUGAGGCGACGUGAGUGAGCAUCGUGGCAUGAGCGUUGAGGAAGGCACAUAGGAGGAGUCGCUGGGAACUCUCUUCGCGUGUGUGCAUGUUGUCCGACACGAACAAAUUUUGAGCUUGUCAAAUUUCUUUUGGUCCCAAGAUCUGAAGUCAUUCCACUAUACGAUGUUGCUUGAGGAAGUGUUCGAUGUGUUUACUUCGGUGGACUGGGGACGAGUUCACCCCUCUUCCAAGCUCGGCUGUGAGCUUGAGAACUAGGUCGACAGCUCACAGCUCGGGUAGGAACCCUCUAGUGUACGCCGUGACCGGUGUAAGUCAAGGCAGGUGGGAGGAGAGGAAGAACUUCUGAUCCCAGAACAUGGCUCCCUUGCUCGCCCACCUGGUCUUAUCCCAACAGAGUGAACCACGCGACUCAAUACCACGACGGCGUGUUGAGUGGUCACAGCCCAUCGCAGUUCUUGAUGAGUCUUAGAUAGAAGAUGCCGCGC
Diaporthe batatas is the source of this 3233-nucleotide messenger RNA. RefSeq lists its product as uncharacterized. The record is from RefSeq and is a predicted model, not a curated record. Gene Ontology annotation, molecular function: 1,3-beta-glucanosyltransferase activity. Gene Ontology annotation, cellular component: fungal-type cell wall; cytoplasm. NCBI's taxonomy places the organism in Eukaryota, Fungi, Ascomycota, Sordariomycetes, Diaporthales, Diaporthaceae. Bases 586 to 2052 code for a protein of 488 amino acids. The transcript has 4 exons. Gene Ontology annotation, biological process: fungal-type cell wall (1->3)-beta-D-glucan biosynthetic process.